AUGCGGAAAAGCAUGCCGCCCUGUUCAGACUCCAGCUUUGACAAAAGCAUGGAGAUACUAAGUGAAAAUGUCAGUCGAAGGCACUUUACGAGGCAGUUGGCAAAGCCAAAAUCAAACCAGAAAAAAGAAGAAUAUAAAGAAGUCACCAGAACACUGAAGACCAGAGUUGAGGCAAAAGCUGCAGAACAUGUCCAUGAAGAAAACGGAGAUUUAGAGGUCCGCCGAAGCUGCAGACUUCAGCAAAGUCGUUACACCACUACAAAUCAGUCUGUUUUGUUUGACAAACUUAUAACAAAUACCGCAGAAGCCGUCUUGCAAAAGAUGGAUGACAUGGAGAAGAUGCGUAGACGGCGAAUGAUGGAAGACCUGGGGGUGUUCCACGACACAGACGAAAACCUCAGUAUGUACUCCCGAGGAAAGAAAGAAAUCCAAAGAGCUGACAAAGAAAUAGCUGAUAAUCAAGGGGGCAUUGUAGUAACUUCAUCUGAUGAAAGUGAAGAGAAAGAAGAUGAAGAUGGUGAGCACACUCGAAAGCGUUACUACUUUCGACAGAGGAAGACCGUGGAGCGCUACCAAGCGCCACUGGAGAAACCAAGACAGCGUAAGAUGUAUUUUCCAGGCCGGUCUUCACCUGUCAGACAGAGAUGUUCAUUUACAAGUGCUCAGCCACAAGGCUCUUGCUGCAAAAGUAAUAACAGGCGGAAACAUGCAGUCCACAGCAAUGAUUCCACAUCCUCUUCCUCCUCAUCUGAUGAUGAUGAAGAGCAUUUUGAGAGGCGUAGGAGGCAUAGCCAUAACAGAAAUCUAAGAAGGUGUCUGCCACUGAACUUCCGGACAGAUGAGUUAAAGGGAAUUCGCAAGGAUCGAAUGAAAAUUGGAGCAAGUUUGGCUGAUGUUGAUCCAAUGCAGAUCGAUUGUUCAGUACGAUUUGAUGCUGUGGGUGGUCUUUCUGACCACAUUUCAUCUUUAAAAGAGAUGGUUGUUUUUCCAUUGCUUUACCCAGAAUUCUUUGAGAGAUUCAAGAUUCAGCCUCCAAGAGGCUGUCUAUUCUAUGGUCCACCAGGGACUGGAAAAACACUGGUUGCUCGUGCACUUGCUAAUGAGUGUAGCCAGAGUGACAGGAGAAUAGCCUUCUUCAUGAGAAAAGGUGCUGACUGCCUGAGUAAAUGGGUGGGGGAAUCUGAACGACAGCUUCGUUUAUUAUUUGAUCAGGCCUACCAGAUGCGUCCUUCAAUCAUUUUCUUCGAUGAGAUAGAUGGUCUGGCUCCUGUGAGGUCCAGUAAACAAGACCAAAUUCACAGCUCUAUUGUGUCAACACUUCUGGCACUUAUGGAUGGCUUAGACAGCAGAGGAGAGAUUGUGGUCAUCGGAGCCACCAACAGGCUGGAUUCUAUAGAUCCAGCGUUACGAAGACCUGGCCGCUUCGAUCGAGAGUUCCUCUUCAGUCUGCCAAAUAAAGAGGCUAGAAAAGAGAUUCUCAAGAUUCACACUCGAGACUGGACCCCUAAGCCUCUGGACGCAUUUCUUGAAGAGCUGGCUGAAAAAUCUACUGGAUACUGUGGUGCUGAUAUUAAAUCCUUAUGUGCUGAAGCUGCGCUCUGUGCUUUGCGCCGCCGCUAUCCUCAGAUAUACAAAAGUAGUGAGAAACUGCAGUUAGAUAUCGGUUCUGUUACAAUAACAGCACAGGAUUUUGUCGUGGCUAUGCAGAAGACUGUUCCAGCUUCACAGAGGGCUGUGGCUUCACCUGGGCGAGCACUAUCACCUAUUGCAAAACCACUGUUUGAAAACACACUAGCAAGAAUUUUACAAGCCUUGCAGAGAGUAUUUCCCCAUGCAGAGCUUGCGCUAAAGGACCAACAGCAAGACAGCUUGAAUCAGACUUUAAGAAAUGAUAUGAUUGACAGUGAUGUGGAAUCACCACCGAUCUUUGAAGAGAAUCCCACUCAUAAAACGCCUGGUAGACAACAGGAAAAAUUCCUCAACUUUGGCAGAAAUGUUUAUUACCAGCCAACAUCUUGUAGGCCACGGUUCUUACUGGUGGGAGAGCCAGGAUAUGGGCAAACUUCUCAUUUGGCACCUGCAGUAAUACAUGCCCUGGAAAAGUUUCCAGUUUAUACACUAGACCUAUGUGUGUUGUUGGCAAGCAUCACCUCACCAGAAGAAAGAUGUGCACAGUUGAUACGAGAAGCUCAGAGAACAGCACCAAGUAUAAUUUAUAUCCCACAUAUCCACUCGUGGUGGGAGGCUGUUGGAGCUACGCUGAAAGCUACUUUUACAACACUACUGCAGAACAUUCCAACGUUUGCUCCGGUUUUGCUGCUUGCAACAUCUGACGUGCAUCACGUGGAUCUCCCAAAAGAGAUCAAAGACUUGUUUAAUGACAACCAUGAAGAAGUUUUCAAAAUCCAGUUGCCUGAUAGGGAAGAAAGAGGAAUGUUUUUUGAAGACUUAGUUGUAAAUCAAGUUGCUAAACCUCCGGCACCCAAACCCAGUGCAGCUUGGUGUCCACUGGAAGAACUGCCUCUAGCACCACCGCCUAAGCCUCGACAGCUGACAGAGGAGGAAAGAAGACAGCUGGAGGAGCAGGAGGAGGAUACAUUGCGUGAACUCAGGAUUUUCCUAAGGGAUGUGACUCACAGACUUGUCAUUGACAGACGUUUCAGAGCAUUUUCAAAGCCUGUUGACCCAGAGGAGGUAAAUUAG
This is a messenger RNA of Nestor notabilis (Kea), 2703 nucleotides long. RefSeq names its product ATPase family, AAA domain containing 2 (gene ATAD2). Lineage: Eukaryota; Metazoa; Chordata; Aves; Psittaciformes; Psittacidae. The record is from RefSeq and is a predicted model, not a curated record. Gene Ontology annotation, molecular function: ATP binding; chromatin binding; ATP hydrolysis activity. Gene Ontology annotation, biological process: positive regulation of transcription by RNA polymerase II. The transcript has 20 exons. Gene Ontology annotation, cellular component: nucleus. The coding region runs from base 1 to 2703 and encodes 900 amino acids.